ACUCGCAUGGUUCUGUUGUGCAAUUUAGGAAUGCAGUCUUUACAAGCCGGGCUGGAAAUUCCCUAUUGAAUGUAUAAGGGUCUACCUUUGUCUAAUAGUUCGUAGUUCAUAUUUUCAUGUAGUAAGUAAACUAAAAAAAAAAACAAAACGGUACGGGCAGUGUGACAAAGGCAACGCUAAAUAAAGCCGGAGCCUCUCUUUGUACGUUUGUGUGGUGUCGGCUCAGCCUCUGCUAGAGUCCCAAUGUUACUGUGGGCAGCGGUCGCAUUACUGCUUCUUUUUGUCAUCAUGGACGUGUCGUACUUUAUUCGAGGGACUCUGGUGUUUGCACGCGGCCUCUUACGUCCCCCGAUCAGGGACAUUCUUCAGGAGCAGGCUAUGGGAGGUCGAGUCCUCACCACCGAUAUUGACUACAUGGGGCACAUGAACAACGCCCGUUACCUACGCGAGUGUGACUUCGGCCGUUUUUACCUGUACGCGAGCAAUGGAAUCCUCAAGGUAACGCGGGCGUUGGGUGCAAACAUGGUAGUGGGCGCCUCAACGAUCCGCUACCGGCGAUCCUUGCAGUUUUUGGAGCCCUACGAGCUGCGCACCCGCAUCCUUGCCUGGGACGAUAAGGCUUUUUAUUUGGAGCAGCGCUUUUUGUCGACACGGGACGGUUUUGUGUGCGCCAUCAUGCUCUGCCGGCAAAACGUGUUGCGUAGCACACCGGAUAAGAUGAUGCAGCACUUGUGUAAGAGGAAGGUGGAAAGCCCAGAUUUUCCAGAAGACCUCCAGCACUGGAUAAAAUACAACACAGCCAACAGUGAGAAGCUGAAGGCAGAGCAAGAGAUUGAUGGAAAGCUGGAUUAACCAUAUUAUCGUGACCGGCCACUAAACUGUAGUCAGAACUUUCAAACAUGAUGGGAAUAAGGGAAAAAUAUACUCCAAAAAAAUAGUAAUUUGAAGAAGGUAAACCCUUUGGUGUGACAUUUUGCUGCAUACAGUUCAAAUUAAUGUUAAAUAACAACUUUAUUUUGCACUACAGUGCUUCCUUUACAAAACAAGAAAUGAAAAUUUGACUUUUUUUCCUUUUUUGCAAGAGUUCUAUUAUGCUGGGGGAGCCGUUUUCCCUCCUAAUGAGGUAACAUUCAGUGUGUGAUCUGGGCCAUUAUGGCAUCUCGACAUACCUGAAAUUUAAUAAUCCAAGUCCCAAGCACAUCUUACUUUGCAUGUGAAAUUUUUGACAAUGUACUAACACGCACACGUUUUAGUAGACUGCACCAAACUGCUGUGCAUAUUUUAAGCCAUCCAUCCAUUUUCAAAUAUGGGGUUUAAAAGAAGGGUCAAUUGUUGGUUCUUACAUUAUGAAAGAGCUUUACUUAAGCUACACCAAAAGAAUCAUACAGCACAGAACACUGUAGUCAGACCGUUAAACUUACAAUUGAUGUUUCAUUAUGAAUCAUUCUACAAUGUUUCAGUGAGUCAAUUGAGUUUUUUGUUUAACAUUUUAAUGCAGUAUUGUAGAUUAUUACAAGUAGUGCAAGCUGAAAAGUCAUAUUUAGUGGAAGACUGACAGUGAUAUUCAAUGAAAAAUACCCAAAACGCUGCAUGAUCUGUAAAAAACGGAUGCUCCCUCCUAAUGGUACCUGAGGGAAAAGGAAAUGCAGGAGCAGAUAUGGGUGAGCAUUUCAGCUUUUAAAAUCUUGAUUGUAACAAACAGCCUUUAUUUUAUAGAGCACCUUUGUUGUGAGCACUUAAAAAGUACAGUCUCAUAUUAUAACUUUACACUUCAGAGCUAGAGAACUGAAAGGUUAACUGAGUUGGUUAAAGUACACUGUGAGAAACAGGGGUAGGAACUGAACUGAAUCAGCAGCCUUGUGGUUCAGUGUCCGUUAUUUAUUCUUUGACAAAACAAAAAACUUUAUAUGCAGUUAGACUGUUGAUGAAUGCACUGUAAAUGUUGCACGUUUAAGUACAUGAAGGGGAACAUUUUUUCUAUCUUUUAACAGCAGAAAGUAUUCUUUCAUAUAGGAGCUUUAAGAAAUCGUGGCAUGAAAUGAUGCUGCUGUUUUCAUAUAAAUCAUAAGAAAAAAGCUGAUUGUUGAUGUCACUGGCCUAGUAAAGAAAGGAGGGAAGAACUCAAAUUCUCAUUGGAGGGCAAAGACUGUGGCCAAACUGGUUUUAGAAUUUAGUGGUAGAGGAAACAAAAUGUGAAUUUUUACAACCCGAAGUUCAUACUUGUGUUCACACAUCAGGCAACUGAUAGCAAGCCCCUGCACAGGGAAUAUUAAAGCCAAGGGUAAUGCAAACAAUGCUUUUACAUUAGAGGAACUGCGAGGGAUGUUCAAAUAUAAACAUGAAUUUAUGAGCUACACUUUAUGAAUUGAAUACAAUGAAACAACUUACACACUACAUUUCUAUUUAGUCUCCUGCCACCGCAAUACGCUCGUUCCAGCGCUCAGGAAGCUUCUUAAUCCCAGAAGAGUAGAAGUCUUUUGACUGCACGUUGACCCAUUCUUGUGCAGCGUCAAUAACCUCCUCAUUCGACUUGAAUUACUUCCCUCCUAAAAAUUCCAUAAGUGGACCAUAGAGAUAAUAGCCCCUCUCUGAAUGACUUGCACCGAUCAUAAACUCUAGAUCGAGAGAAACUCUCAUCCCCAAAUGAAUUUUUAAGUUUCAAAGAAAUUUGAGAUGGACUGACUCCUUCAUUUGUCAAAAAGUUAAUAAUAAUUUGCUGCCUAACACUACUGUGUUACCUCCUUCUCCAGCAUGUUGAUUACAACUGACAUUAAAGGGGGGAACGAGCAGCUAGCACUACUAACGACAAGUUCAGACUUGGAUGUGUUUGUCCAAGGAGUCGUUUCUACCUUGCACUCUGAAUAAGAACAGAGCAUGAAAAUUCCUGUUUAUAAUUGAACAUCCUCGUACUAGAAUACUAGCUGUGCUACCUGUCUAAGAUGGCUACAAAUCUAAGUGAUUAAUGUAGGCCUUGGUGUUAACUUUUGCAGCGCACCAUUUAUUGCAAUGUACGCAGUAGUUAAAUUUGUCAUUCCAACUGAUCGUGAGUCACAAACAUUUGUAAGAAUGCAUUUUGUUACUACAAACGUUUGUGAGGUGCCAUCUGUUGGAAUUAUGGAGACACAGCAACCCAGACAGACACACGUAUAGACACACAGACACUUGUCCUUUUAUUAAGGUGGAUUCUGACUUAUUACUAGUUAUUGGAUGAGGAAACAUUUUUUGGAUUUGCUAAAUUUUCUGUGUGGCUCGUCUUUUGAACCAUUUUCCCUUAUUUGUGCACUACUUGAGUCCAUACUAGGAAGUACACCACGCGAUAUCAAAUCUGAGAACUCGCACUACAGUCUGGCCUGCAGUUAUUUUAUGCACUGUUGAUGACUUGUCGUGCUCACUGGUGUGAGUGCCAUGUUACCUUUUCAGUUACAGAAUAUAUUAUCAUGUCAUUAGCUUUAUGGGUGCACUGAAGUUCGGAAAAUGCACUUUUGACCAUUUGUGGAGAUAACAUUUUACAAAAUAUUUGAGUUUACAUCUCGCCUGAAGAAGGGGCCUGAGUUGCCUUGAAAGCUUGCAUAUUGUAAUCUUUUUAGUUAGC
This is a messenger RNA of Polypterus senegalus (gray bichir), 3592 nucleotides long. Its product is annotated as protein THEM6-like. Lineage: Eukaryota; Metazoa; Chordata; Cladistia; Polypteriformes; Polypteridae. The coding region runs from base 244 to 852 and encodes 202 amino acids. The record is from RefSeq and is a predicted model, not a curated record. The transcript has 2 exons.